GUACAUGGAGUUAUCCUCCAAAAAAAAAUUCAAGUCUUGUUCACUCGAUGUAUUGAUCUCAAACCCAGAUUCGGUACAACUCCGGCGAGUUUCCCCACCUCUUCCGUUCUCAAUCCAGCGACGCUUCUAUUUCUUGAUGACCACAGUAGCCUCCGGCUUCGUAUCUUUCUCGCUGGCGCUGAAUCUGGAGAGACAAAUCGACCAAGAUUCAUCAAAUCUCCUUCUUACACUACAUGUUUUCUCUAACCACCUCUCCAAUUCAAUAGAUUUUCAGGCCAAAUCUCGACGGUCAUGUCCCAACAUCCGAACUCGGUCUGCAUGUCUUCCCGUGGUUUCAGCAUCGUUAACCCAAAUCGAAGUAGACACAACAACAACAACAACAAGCCUCUGUUCAAGUAUUGUCUCGUCAAAACCAAUCUCGGAGGCCUUGCUUAACAUAUCUCUAGCAGAUCUGGAUCCAGGAACUGCAAAGCUUGCGAUUGGGAUCUUGGGUCCUGCCUUAUCAGCUUUCGGGUUUCUCUUUAUUUUGAGGAUUGUUAUCAGUUACUCCAAGAGAGCUGAUGCAACUGCAGAUUUGAGUGGUGCUAUUGAGGUUUGUCACUCUUACUUGUCUUUCGAGUUACUUGUUUUACCGAAAGAGCAUAGCUUU
Brassica oleracea var. oleracea is the source of this 649-nucleotide messenger RNA. RefSeq lists its product as uncharacterized. The record is from RefSeq and is a predicted model, not a curated record. The annotation marks the transcript as partial. NCBI's taxonomy places the organism in Eukaryota, Viridiplantae, Streptophyta, Magnoliopsida, Brassicales, Brassicaceae. The transcript has a single exon.